Cryphonectria parasitica EP155 is the source of this 1227-nucleotide messenger RNA. Its product is annotated as nuclear control of ATP synthase 2. NCBI's taxonomy places the organism in Eukaryota, Fungi, Ascomycota, Sordariomycetes, Diaporthales, Cryphonectriaceae. Bases 26 to 1060 code for a protein of 344 amino acids. Gene Ontology annotation, cellular component: mitochondrial outer membrane. The transcript has a single exon. The record is from RefSeq and is a predicted model, not a curated record.
GGACCUGUCCAUCCAUGCAGAGGACAUGGUCAGCAAGCCUGCCGUAAUGGCGCGGCGGCUUCUGUUUCUGCUGGAGGACCGCAUCCCCGCACACAUGGCGACGACGAGCAAGGUGGUCCAGGCAAGCGGCCGGCCAUCGCGCCUCAUCAGAUACUGGCUGCCUGCCGGUAUCCUUUUGGUCUCCUCGUCCACCAUCCUUCGUAUCCUCGUCAAUCGCAAGGCAGAUAUUGUCAACUGGAUCCGCGACUUCGGCGUGACCGCCCGUGAUUUUUGGCUCAACUGGGUGGUGGAGCCCGUCCGUAAGGUCAUCGGCACCAUCCGGCACGACUCGCAGUCCGAGAUCGCCAUCAUGAGCCGUGACAGCCUCAAGGCCGAUCGCGAGAGCCUGGAGCGCAUGGUCGUCGACUUUGCCGUGGACAAGCCCUCCCUGGCAGGGGCCAGCGCCCCGCUGUCUGAGGCGCAGAUUGUCGACAUCCGCGCUAAGGUUAAGGAGGGCGAUGUCACGCCCGUGCUCAAGGCCUUCGAACAAGACCUCCGCCAGCCCUUUGUCGGCGCCUUGCGGGGUGACUUGGUCCGAAGCCUGCUGAUCCAGGUGCAGAAGACCAAGGUCGACCUCGAGGUUGCCAUCUCGGGUAUCGACGCCCUGCUCAGGUCACAGGAGCUCGUCUUUGGCUUUGUCGGCCUAACGCCCGGCAUCCUCGUCUCGGUCGCGGUCCUCUCCUACCUCCGCGGCAUGCUGUUCAGCAACCGCAGGGGGGCGCAGCGGCACGGCGAGAGGGUGGGUCGGUGUGUGCGGACACUGCGCAGCAUCGAUCGCAUCUUUAGCGAGGCCACACCUAGCCAGAACAAUUUGCUUUCGUACAAGGACCACGGCCUGCUCGUCACGGAGGUGCACAUACUCCGCAACCUGGUCAGUGCGGGACGUCUCAUGCCGAGGGAGAUCGAGAGCGAGUUCCUGGAGGACCUGGAUGAUCUGGCGAAUGUCAAAGGGAUCCAGAUCCAACAGAGAGCUCUGGAGAGGAUUCGUUGGGCCUAUGCUAGAUGGUUGCAGACUAACUAAUUGGAGCCAAAUGGAGGAAGUCUUUAAAAAAGGUCAUGAUGAUAAAGAUGAUGAUCUAUCGCAUCAAGUAUGGCGCAUGGUGUGGUGGUUGUACAACAGAACAGUAAAAUCAGACCCAAGAAUCUUCUGCUUAGAUUAGAUUGGUAUUUACCUGCUACUUACGAUAC